GAAAGUGAUAAUACCUUCAUAGUAGGCAAGAUGGUCAUCACAACCCCAUUCCAGACACUCUUCGCAGUCCCAAUGACGUGCGAGAGCUGCGUCAAAGAUAUUUCCGGGUCACUGUACAAGCUGAGCGGGAUCCAAAAGGUGGAAGCCAAUCUCAAAGAUCAGCUCGUGACUAUCGAAGGCACAGCGCCACCAUCUGCCAUUGUGGCAACCAUUCAAGCAACAGGUCGAGAUGCGAUUUUGCGUGGCACAGGUACUUCAAACAGUGCAGCAGUUUGUAUCCUCGAAACACAUUCUACCUCCGUGUCAGACAAAGUUCGCGGUCUCGCGCGAAUGGUGCAAGUUUCGUCAGAUCUGACACUUAUUGAUCUCACGCUGAAAGGACUCUCUCCUGGCACUUAUUGGGCCUCUAUUAGGGAGACAGGGGAUAUUUCAAACGGUGCUAUCUCCACGCGGGGAAUAUGGAGCGAUCCGAAGGAGAACUCUAUUAAACCCCGUGGCGUUCUGGGAACGGUGCAAGUGGGCAAGGAUGGGAUUGGGAGCGUUUUCCUUGAUAAGCCCGUUCAAAUUUGGGAGAUGAUUGGGAGGGGGAUGGUGGUGUCGAAACAAGUGCAGGAGGGGAAGGGAAAGUUUGAGAGGAAUGAUGAGGAUACAUUGGUCGGUGUGAUUGCGAGGAGCGCGGGCGUCUGGGAUAAUGAUAAAACGGUUUGUUCGUGUUCGGGAAAAACGCUCUGGGAAGAGAGAAAGGAUGAAGUACAGAAGGGUAUGCUAUGAUAUAUGGCACAAGAUGGGACGAUAAAUGGCCUGCUGGAAGUCAGUGAUGACCUGACCACCGGCUUGAAGGGACGAAAGAAGUAAUGCAAAAGAAGAAUAUGAAGAAGAAGAACGCUCUGAGCGCUUCGAUGGCCCU
Molecule: messenger RNA, 907 nt
Organism: Mollisia scopiformis
Lineage: Eukaryota; Fungi; Ascomycota; Leotiomycetes; Helotiales; Mollisiaceae
Product: homocitrate dehydratase
Exons: 4
Coding region: 31-771 (246 amino acids)
Biological process (GO): removal of superoxide radicals
Cellular component (GO): cytoplasm
Molecular function (GO): copper ion binding; superoxide dismutase copper chaperone activity
Source: RefSeq, a predicted model, not a curated record